AUGGCUCAAAGGACAUUAAAAUGCAAAAUAGGACCGUCGAUUUUAAAUGCAGAUCUGUCACAAUUGCAUAGGGAAUCUCAAUUGUUGUUGGACUGUGGGGCGGAUUACCUGCAUUUAGAUGUUAUGGAUGGGCACUUUGUACCUAACCUAACAUUUGGACACCCAGUUGUGAAAUGUUUGAGGAAUAAAAUAAGGGAUGCUUUUUUUGAGACUCAUAUGAUGGUACAGGACCCACUAAAGUGGAUAGAACCCAUGGCAGAUUGUGGAGUAAACCAAUACACAUUCCACGUAGAACCAGUGCAUGACAUUUCAUACACAUGCAGAAAAAUUCGAGAAAGCGGUAUGAAGGUCGGUUUAGCCUUAAAACCAGCCACGCCGGUUGAAGUCAUCGCAAAAUACAUUCCCUUAUCAGACAUGGUUCUUAUAAUGACAGUUGAACCAGGAUUUGGUGGCCAAAAAUUCAUGAAUGAUAUGAUGUCAAAAGUUCAGUGGCUGAGGGAGCAUUACCCCAAUUUAGAUAUAGAAGUCGAUGGUGGUGUAGGAUUGUCUACUAUUAGUGCUUGUGCAGAGGCUGGUGCGAAUAUGAUUGUGUCAGGGACUGCAAUAACAGGUGCAUUAGAUAAAAGACAAACGAUUGCCACACUUAGAGAAACUGUGGAAAGCUCCAUCCAUAAAUGUAAUGUUUAA
Messenger RNA from Ctenocephalides felis (cat flea), 687 nucleotides. Its product is annotated as ribulose-phosphate 3-epimerase-like. Gene Ontology annotation, biological process: pentose-phosphate shunt; carbohydrate metabolic process; pentose-phosphate shunt, non-oxidative branch. NCBI's taxonomy places the organism in Eukaryota, Metazoa, Arthropoda, Insecta, Siphonaptera, Pulicidae. Gene Ontology annotation, cellular component: cytosol. Bases 1 to 687 code for a protein of 228 amino acids. The transcript is spliced from 4 exons. Gene Ontology annotation, molecular function: metal ion binding; D-ribulose-phosphate 3-epimerase activity. The record is from RefSeq and is a predicted model, not a curated record.